CACACUGGGCCAGACCAGCCAGGGAGCAAGUAUUAAGGUGAAUGCGCCGGGUCAAGUCCGGUGCUGGGAUAUUCGAUCCGCAAAAAUUCAGGCGUCUAAUUAAUACGAGGCGAGCUGAGGCGGCCCGGAGCGAUGGACGCGCGUAAGCUCACCGAGCUGCUGCGGGCGACGAUCGAUCCCGCGCAGCAAAAGGAGGCAGAGGGGCAGCUCAAUCAGAUUCACAAAAUUAUUGGUUUUGCACCGACGCUAUUGCAGGUAGUAAUGUCAAAUGAAGUCGAUAUGCCUGUCAGACAAGCUGGUGUAAUUUAUUUAAAAAAUUUAAUUACUUCACAUUGGGGUGAUAAGGAAGUUGACAGUGGGCCCAUAGAAUUUAGUAUUCACGAGCAAGAUCGUGCAAUGAUACGUGAUGCCAUAGUAGAUGCUGUGGUACACGCUCCGGAUUUAAUUAGGCAAGUUGUAAUAAUACAAUUAGCAGUUUGCAUCAGUAAUAUAGUUAAAUACGAUUUCCCUGGAAGAUGGACGCAAAUAGUGGACAAAAUUACGAUAUACCUUCAAAAUCCCGAUGCUGCGUGCUGGCCUGGUGUUCUUCUCGCGCUGCAUCAGCUCGUUAAAAAUUUCGAGUAUAAGAAAGCAGAAGAGAGGGGACCAUUAAAUGAAGCAAUGAACUUGUUACUCCCUAUGAUCUAUCAAUUGAUAUUACGCUUAUUGCCAGAUUCAUCUGAACAGUCUGUUCUCCUUCAGAAACAGAUAUUAAAAAUUUUCUUUGCACUUACACAGUAUACACUUCCCCUUGAUCUUAUUUCGAGAGAAGUAUUCUCACAAUGGAUGGAUGUGAUAAGACAAAUAGCUGAUAGGCCUGUACCGCCAGAGACUAAUAAUCCUGAUCUUGAUGAUGACGAACGCGUAGAAUUGCCUUGGUGGAAAUGUAAAAAGUGGGCGUUGCAUAUUUUACACAGAGUUUUUGAAAGAUAUGGUAGCCCAGGAAAUGUAACCAAAGAGUAUAAAGAAUUCUCUGAUUGGUACUUGCAAACCUUCAGUGCCGGUAUUCUCGAAGUUCUUCUAAAAAUCUUGGAUCAAUAUCGCAGAAAAAUUUAUAUCUCUCCUAGGGUAAUUCAACAAUCAAUCAAUUAUAUCAAUCAAGGUGUGAGCCAUGCGUUUUCUUGGAAAUUUUUGAAGCCUCACAUGUUCGAGAUUAUACGUGAUGUUUUAUUCCCCAUUCUCUCGUAUUCUGCCGCGGAUGAGGAAUUGUGGAAUACUGAUCCAUAUGAAUACAUCAGAGUAAAAUUUGAUAUUUUCGAAGAUUUUGUAUCACCGGUUACAGCGGCACAAACCUUGUUGCACUCGGCAUGUAGAAAACGGAAAGAUAUGCUACAAAAAACGAUGCAUUUCUGUGUGGAGGUGUUAACUAGUCCAAAUGCAGACCCAAGACAAAAAGAUGGUGCAUUACAUAUGAUUGGAAGUUUAGCCGAUGUUUUGUUGAAGAAGAAAGUUUACAAAGAUCAAAUGGACAAAAUGAUACUGCAAUACGUAUUUCCUGAAUUCAACAGUCCCCAUGGGCAUAUGCGAGCGAGAGCCUGCUGGGUGAUGCAUUACUUCUGGGAAAUUAAGUUUAAAUCGGAACAAAUUUUAGUUGAGGCAGUCGGAUUAAUUACAAAUGCCCUCUUGAGAGAUCUUGAUUUGCCUGUUAAAGUCGAAGCAGCCAUAGCAAUUCAGAUGAUGCUUUCAUCACAACCAAAAGCUAAAAAGUACAUCGAGCCGUUAAUUAAACAAAUAACACUUGAAUUGUUAACCAUCAUAAGGCAAACGGAAAACGAUGAUCUGACAAGUGUUAUGCAGAAGAUUGUUUGCACGUAUACUGUACAAUUAAUUCCAAUUGCUGUGGAAGUAUGUCAGCAUUUGGCUGCUACAUUUAGCCAAGUACUUGAAACAGACGAAGGUAGCGAUGAGAAGGCAAUAACAGCAAUGGGCCUAUUGAACACAAUAGAAACGCUACUAACGGUAAUGGAGAAUCACCCUCAAAUCAUGUUGCAACUCGAACCGAUCGUCCUCCAAGUAGUCGUUUACAUCUUUGGACAUAACGUAAUGGAAUUUUACGAAGAAGCAUUGUCAUUAGUUUACGACCUAACGGGUAAAGGUAUAUCUGAAGAUAUGUGGAAAGUCUUAGAACUUAUGUAUCAACUCUUCCAAAAAGAUGGUUUUGACUAUUUCACUGAUAUGAUGCCUGCGCUUCAUAAUUAUAUCACUGUCGAUACUCAGGCGUUUUUAUCGAAUGAAAAUCACGUUCUUGCUAUGUUCAAUAUGUGUAAAACUAUUUUGACUGGAGAUGGUGGUGAAGAUCCAGAGUGUCAUGCUGCCAAAUUACUAGAAGUUAUAAUUUUGCAAUGUAAAGGACAUAUAGAUCAGUGUAUACCGUCACUUGUACAAUUAGUCCUCGAACGCUUAAUGCGCGAAGUUAAAACUUCCGAGUUGCGGACGAUGUGUCUUCAAGUAGUCAUUGCCGCUUUAUAUUACAAUCCUGCACUUUGUCUGGAAACAAUGGACAGAUUACAAGGAAAUUUUGAUCAGUCAACAGAGCCGCUUGCUUCGCGUUUUAUAAAGCAGUGGAUCAAUGAUACUGAUUGUUUUUUAGGCUUGCACGAUCGUAAACUGUGUGUUCUUGGACUGUGUACAUUAAUCAGCAUGGGUCCUGCGCGACCGCCUGCUGUUAACGAAUGUGCAACGCAAAUUAUUCCAUCCUUAAUUUUGCUAUUCGAAGGUUUAAAAAGAGCGUAUGCCGCUAAAGUCACAGACGGAGACGAUGAUGACGAAAAUGAAGAGGAAAGUGAUAUUGACGAAGAUGUCUUAUCAUCGGAUGAAGACGAUAUAGAUGAUGCUAAUCAAGAAUAUCUCGAGAAAUUACAAGAUAAGAUAACACGAACAUCUGCUCAACAUGGUUUUAACAUUAAUGCGACUAUACAAGAUGGUCACGGUGAUCAUAGAUCAGAUGAUGAUGAUGAUGACUCAGAGUAUGACGGUAACGAAGAGACUGCUCUUGAAAGCUAUACUACACCUUUAGAUUCAGAGGAUUCCAAUCAAGAUGAAUACGUCAUUUUUAAGGAAAUCAUACAAAAUAUUGAAAGAUCCGACGUGGCGUGGUAUAGAGCCUUAACAAGUCUUCUUAAUCCUGAACAAGAGAAAGCUUUACAAGAAAUUAUUCUUCUGGCGGAUCAGCGCAAAGCGGCUUUAGAGAGUAAAAGAAUCGAGCAGAGCGGAGGAUAUGUUUUUCACUCACAGACUGUGCCCACUUCAUUUAACUUCGGUGGAACACCUUUAAGUCGAUAAAGACUUAUAAUCAUUUCAAUUUUAGGUUAACUAAGUAAGUAAACAAAUUAUACAGAAUCUGGAUGGACAUUUGUGGCACAUGAACAUUAUUUAUACGACUAUUUCGAAAAUAUGACGCAUUUCCUAUUUACUAUUUUUGUGUAAAUUAAUUGUACAUUAU
Molecule: messenger RNA, 3481 nt
Organism: Cyphomyrmex costatus
Lineage: Eukaryota; Metazoa; Arthropoda; Insecta; Hymenoptera; Formicidae
Gene: msk
Product: importin-7 msk
Exons: 19
Coding region: 133-3321 (1062 amino acids)
Biological process (GO): protein import into nucleus
Cellular component (GO): cytosol; nuclear envelope
Molecular function (GO): small GTPase binding
Source: RefSeq, a predicted model, not a curated record